This is a messenger RNA of Paramormyrops kingsleyae, 3100 nucleotides long. NCBI's taxonomy places the organism in Eukaryota, Metazoa, Chordata, Actinopteri, Osteoglossiformes, Mormyridae. The record is from RefSeq and is a predicted model, not a curated record.
UGCAGACUUUUUAUCCUUGUUGAAGUCGUCACAGAAGGUGAAAGUAACGUUGUUUUUGGCACACAGCAUUGCCAUUUUAACCUCCGCAUUUAUGACCUGGUUAAUGUUGUAAUUGACCGGCAGACUACUGCAAGUUGUCGCGAGGCUACUGACAGUUCAGUUUGGCAGUUUCCCUGCCAAAACGGGAGACUUGACAGCUAUGGCUGAUUGUAUCCCAGAGUAAGGUACCACAUGUGGAGUGCAUUGUGGGUAAAAUUCUGAAAGUGAGCGAAAAUUCAGGUUCUCCUGCCGCUCUGCUCUGGGAAAGGCAGCCCCCCCCUCCACCACCUCUUUGCAGUGUCAUAGCCAGGGUCCUCUUUAUCUAGCACGUAAACACUGGCCUGUAUGUUCCUGUAGGUUGGGCUGGUCUGGUGUCUGUGUGUCUCCUCUUUUGGGUAUUACCCCUGCAUGUUCCCCAUUCAUUUCCUUCCUUUGUUUCUAGCUGACUUUUCUACCUAAACAGUCUUAUUCUCUCUCUUUCUCUCUCUCUCUCUCUCUCUCUCUCUCUCACACACACACACACACACACACACACACACACACACACACACACACACACACACCAGCGGGGGUUUCCACGCUACCUCUGCACCUGUUUUCUGAAAACGCUUUGCCCCGCCUAUCCCAUCUCCCCUCUCCCUGCCCGACCCAAAAGUGCCGACACAGUCUGGUGAGUCCUUGUUCCCCACCUCCCGCUGCCUCGGUGUCGUCGGUGUGGCGGUGAGGUGCGGUGCGGCGUGGAGCAUUCCGGCCAUGGUGCUGAGGGAGAAGCUGGAGGCAGUGCUGAACGUCGGCCUGCGGCUGCCCAGCGUCAUGCUUCUCGAGGUGCUGUACCGCUGGGACGUCGGCUCCUUCUUCCAGAAGGCGCAGAGGAGCAGCCUCAGCAACAGUCCACUCUUCCAGUACAGGUACCUGGCUCUGUACCUGCACUACAUCGGAUACAUCCUUAGUGUGGUUCUGCUCACACUGCCACGGCAGCGCCUGGUGCGGCUCUACCUGUACAUCCUCACUGCUCUGCUCCUGUUCGCCGGCCACCAGAUCUCCAGGGAUUAUGUCCGCAGUGAGCUGGAUUCUGGCUGCGAGGGGCCACUCUACCUGGAGCCUCUGUCUAUGCAUCGCUUCAUCACAGCCCUUGUGUGCCAGCUGGUGGUCUGCGCCCUGUGUUCCUGUAUCAUGCAGACCAAGCGUAUUUGGCUCUUCUCGGCUCACCUGCUCCCCCUGGUGGCUCGCCUGUGCCUGGUCCCGCUGGAGACCAUUGUCUUCAUCAAUCAAUUUGCCAUGAUCUUCACAGGCCUGGAGGUGUUCUACUUCUUAGCUUCCAACUUAUUGGUUCCCUACUACCUGGCCAAGACGGUGUAUCGUGAGCUAGUACAGGUGGUGGAGGUAUACGGUCUUCUAGCACUGGGGAUGUCCCUCUGGAACCAGCUGGUCCUGCCGGUGCUCUUCAUGUGCUUCUGGCUGGUGCUGUUCACCUUGCAGAUCUGCACAUACUUCAGCACCCGCGACCAGCCCACCUCACGUGAGAGGCUGCUAUUCCUCUUUCUCACCAGCAUUGCAGAAUGCUGCAGCACUCCCUACUCUCUCCUGGGCCUGGUCUUCACCGUGUCCUUUGCAGCCUUGGGCGUCCUCACCCUCUGCAAGUUCUACCUGCAGGGUUACCGUGCAUUCAUAAAUGACAACACCACGCACCGGGGUAUGACCGAGGGCGUCACGCUGCUGAUCCUGGCCGUGCAGACAGGCCUGAUCGAGCUGCAGGUCAUCCACCGGGCCUUCCUCCUCAGCAUCAUCCUCUUCAUCGUGGUGGCAUCCAUCCUGCAGUCCAUGCUGGAGAUCGCCGACCCCAUCGUGCUGGCACUGGGGGCCUCCCGGGACAAGAGCCUCUGGAAGCACUUCCGGGCGGUCAGCCUCUGCCUCUUCCUGCUGGUCUUCCCAGCCUACAUGGCCUACAUGAUCUGCCAGUUCUUCCACAUGGACUUCUGGCUUCUCAUCAUCAUCUCGUCCAGCAUCCUCACCUCGCUGCAGGUGCUGGGGACCCUGUUCAUCUACGUGCUGUUCAUGGUGGAGGAGUUCCGCAAGGAGCCCGUGGAGAACAUGGACGACAUCAUCUACUAUGUGAACGGCACCUACCGGCUGCUGGAGUUCCUGGUGGCCCUGUUCGUCGUGGCCUACGGCGUCUCCGAGACGGUCUUCGGCGAGUGGACAGUCAUGGGCUCCACCAUCAUCUUCGUCCACUCCUACUACAACGUGUGGCUGCGCGCGCAGCUGGGAUGGCAGAGCUUCCUGCUGCGCAGAGAUGCUGUCAGCAAGAUAAGGAGCAUGCCCAUCGCCACCAAUGAGCAGCUAGAGCAGCACAACGACAUCUGUGCCAUCUGCUACCAGGAUAUGACAUCCGCCAUCAUCACCCCCUGCAACCAUGUCUUCCAUGCCGGCUGCCUGAAGAAGUGGCUGUAUGUGCAGGAGACCUGCCCACUCUGCCACAAUCAGCUGAAGGGCCUGCCCCCGCCUCCAGCGCCCCAGGACCCCCCACAACGUCCUCCUCUGCCACCAGCCAAUCGCAACCUGUUGGAGGCAGGAAUCCCUGAUGCAGAGCUCUGCUCUCUUGACGUAGCAGAGUGUACAGCUCGAAGAAGCAUGGGUUGCCCUGACCCUGACAUGCUGACUGAGCAGACUGCUCCCUGCUGUGCAGAGGUUCCUCUCCUCAUGCCCUGUGUCUUCUGCGCGAAUCUCGACUGUGCCCAACCACACAGUGAGGGGAGUGGGAGGGAGCUGAGCCCGGUUCCCACAGGAGGCCGGGGGGAGGUGUGUAGUGGACUCUCCCUGCAAUGCAGCCCCCCUGCUGUGCCAGACCAACCUAUAUCCCCCAGCAGUCUGGCUGUCACACUCACUGCAGAGCAGGAAGGCAGCAGGCUGAAAUGAAGGACCAGGCCUCAGUGGGUCACAUGCGCUCUCCUGUGUCACCGUGCCCAUUGGCGAUCUCCCUGCCCCGCCCACGUCGGCCCCACCCACAUAUACCAUGCCCACGUAGGCCCCACCCGCAUGGGCCCUGCCCCCAUCAGCCCCA